UUGCAGCCCGCGCAUCGCGGUGGUUUGAUUAAGCUGCUAGCAUUAGACUCGCAACUAUCGACUGAUGAUGUCGCCUGAAAGAGAAGUAGACCGAUUAAACCGGCACGCAUAGUGCCGAGAUGGGUAAACCGGAGACGCAAGAUGGAAGGGCUGUAAAUCGAGCACACAUGGACGCUGGAUAUAAGUCUGCCGGCCCGCGCAUCCUCGCCGCAUAAUAGCUAGUUCAUCCAUCUUUGCUUUCCUCAGCGUUCUCUUCACCGUCGCUCCACCUCAAAAGAUGCAUCGUCUAGGAGCUGCGUUGCUUGCCAUUGCGGGCUUUGCAGGUCUCGCUCAUGCUGCACCCGCAAGCACGACGCCAUGUUGCAAAUGCUUUCCAGGCGAUGCUUGCUGGCCCAGCGCCAGCGACUGGGCUGCGUUCAACAAGACCGUCAACGGGCGGUUGAUUGCGACGGUUCCUUUGGGAUCGCCGUGCCACGGUGAUUCUUACAAUGCGACGGAAUGCCAGUUUCUGCAGGACAAUUGGCUAUAUUCUCCGAUUCAUCUGCGCGUCAGCUACAACUCGUCCUCGUCGGUUAUGGCGCCCCUGUUCGCCAACGCGAGCUGCGAUCCCUUUCAGCCAGAGGACACUCCUUGCACGCUCGGCAACUAUGUGCGAUAUGCGGUCAACGUGUCCACUGCAGCCCAUGUUUCGGCAACUCUCCAAUUUGCGGCCAAGCGCAACAUUCGCUUUGUCAUUCGCAACACGGGACACGAUUACAACGGCCGCUCGACCGGUGCAGGUGCCCUUUCUGUCUGGACUCACCACCUCAAGGACACCGAGAUUUUGGAUUGGGACGACCAGUUUUAUACCGGCAAGGCCCUCAAGGUGGGAGCCGGUAUCCAGGGCUUUGAGGCGCUUGAAGCCGCACACGCCGCAAACUUGAUUGUGGUGACGGGAGAAUGCCCUACUGUUGGUCUUGCUGGAGGCUACGUUCAAGGCGCCGGGCACUCAGCUCUUAGCACCAUCUACGGCUUAGCAGCCGACAAUGCCCUCUCAUACGAUGUGGUGACUCCCAACGGCACGCUCGUUACCGCAACCCGUACCCAGAACAAGGACCUCUACUGGGCGCUCAGCGGUGGCGGCGGCGGUAACUACGGCGUUGUCAUCUCCAUGGUGUUCCGUGCCCAUCCAGACGAUGUCGUCGCUGGUGCCAAGUUUGCCAUUGAUACUUCCUCGCUAGGUGAUAGCGUGCUGUACUCAGUCAUUGAUGCUUUCCACGCAGCGCUGCCUGCCAUUGUAGACUCGGGCGUGAUGAUCAUCUACUUCUUCGGCCCAGGCUUCUUCCAGGUGCCCGCCAUGACUGCGUACGGCAAGACCCAGGACGAGGUCGAGGCCAUCCUGGAGCCCUUUGUCAGUGCGCUCGCUGAGCUCAACAUCGACCUGGCUCCCACGUACACGCAAUUCCCCAGCUACUUCCAGCACUUCCAGAACUACUGGGGCCCGCUUCCCGCAGGAAACAUUCAGGUCGGCACCGACUUGUUUGGAGGCCGAUUGAUCCCCCGCUCGGUGCUCCCGAAUUUCUCGCCGACGGCGCAGAAGCUAGUCGAGCUCGGCGUCACCUUCAUCGGCGUGGGCCUCAACGUGUCAAACUUUGGCCUCGACAACGCCAAUGCCGUGCUGCCGCAGUGGCGCUCGUCCAUCGUCGAGGCCUCGCUUACGCUGCCGUACAGCUUCCAGGUGCCCUUCCAGGACAUGAUUAACACCCAGGACACAAUCACCAACGUCGUGCAGCCCGUCAUCGAGGCUGCCACGCCCAAUGCCGGUGCCUACAUGAACGAGGCUGAUUUCCAGCAGCCUGACUUCCAGGACGUCUUCUUCGGCGUCAACUACCCGAAGCUGCUGCAGAUUAAGCACAAGUAUGACCCUAACAGCCUGCUGUAUGCGAGAGCAGCAGUGGGCAGCGAGGUGUGGACAGUGGCUGAGAACGGCCGGAUGUGCAGAACUCAGUCAUGA
Molecule: messenger RNA, 1993 nt
Organism: Trichoderma asperellum CBS 433.97
Lineage: Eukaryota; Fungi; Ascomycota; Sordariomycetes; Hypocreales; Hypocreaceae
Source: RefSeq, a predicted model, not a curated record